ACUUUUUUAAAAUGCGCUGUUUAGCGAAAAAAAGUACUUUUGCGUUUUUUGGUAUACGUUUACGAUACAACUCUGUAACCAGCGAUUUCGCGUAAAUAAAGAAAAUAAAAAUAAAUAGGAAAAACACAAAUCAUCUAUUUUGUCAAAAAAUAGUUCUAAAAGUUUUAUAAUAAGGAAAAGGCGGAGUUAAUAAAUUUCUUUUGUACAAAAAUAACAACAGAACACGGAAGUCAACAAUAUAAACUUUUAUUCAAGGCCCCAAGGACGUACUACUCCAUAGUGCUUGAUGUCUUAAAAAGUAAAUAAAACCUAUUGCUUUGUAUAAAGACACCAACAUUCCAAUUGUAGUAGGAUUGAAAACCUCAAAAUGGGAACCGAGGAACUCGGGUCAGAAUUGCAAAAGUUGAAAAUUAAUCCAUCACAUGCACCAUUACGUCAAUUAAUGCACUGUAACAUACCAAGCUUAUUAAAUCCAUUUUACAAGAUUGAAUCUAGUGACAGUUUACAUUUGCAAGACGAAAAAAGUGCCAUACUCUAUCCCCACGCACAACAUAGUCAACACAAACAAAAACGAUGUUGGCGCAGAUGUCGUCCUCGCCAUAAUUCCGAAAGUGUGGCCGAUGACUUAAAAAAUGGGGGAAAUAAUAUUGUUGAUACAACAAAUAUGGAAAAAUUAAGUGUAGUACGUGAUGUUCCAGGAGUGCAGCGCUGUAGUUUUAAAAAAACAAAUGCUGUAACGAGCGGAAAGCGCAGGACUGUAUUAUCCCCGCCGGUACUGGAUGCAUUGCAUAACAAGUUCAAUAUUCAAUCGCAAACUUGUUAUCGUCGUUCAUUGGAACGAUCUCUUGAUAAUGAAGAGUGUAUUUUAGGUAAUGACACUGGUCAGAAGACUGAUUCAUUACACAAAAAAAAUGAUAUCUACGAUUUUCGAGAUUUAAUAGUAGGAUGCGAAUCGUUACUGCUACGCAAUGCCGAUUUCAAUCAACAAUUCAAAAAGAUGAAUAUAAAUUUGCGUAAUAAUUCAAAAAUAUUUACAACAAUACAAAAAUCGAAAGAAACAAAUAGCAAUACAAAAUCUAAUAAUGGUUGUGAUAGUAAUAGUAGCAUUGAUAAUAAGCAUAUAGUAUCAAUUAAUAGUAUUACUACACGUACGACUUCACCAUCGCGAGCAAGUACAUCAUGUUCCCAACAGGCUGGCAAUGGUGCCAAUACUACAGGAAGUACUGCCAUCGAUGAUGUCACUGUGGAUGAAUUAGCCAGUUAUUUCGAUACCUUCGUACAUAUACCGAAAAAAAUGUCUCAAAUGGCUGAGAUGAUGUACAUAUGAUAUGGAAAUACAAUGAAUAUCCCAGCAAUCACUGUGUUUUUAAAUUUAUAAUUAGCUCAAUGUUUGAUAGCCGAAUGAACAAUAAUGUUGAUACGAAUUUACAAAAUUUGAAUUACAUUUUGAAUUAAAAUUAAGGAUGCAGAAACGAAAAUCUAAAUCUUUGUAUAAAUACAUGUAUAUAGUUUUUAUACUUGGACCAUAAAAACUAAUAGAACUAAUAGAAUAGAUCUAUUUAACAUAUGUUAAUUUUUUUUUGUAAUAUUUAUCAAUUUUGUUAAAUUUAAUUAAGCUUUGUCUCUUACAGUCUUCAUUUUGUAAUUCGAGGCUUAUAGUUAAUAAAGUACAUUUAUAUUGACUUGUAACCAAAUGUCGAAAAUAUAACACUUGAUCAUAAGUUAAGUUAAGCAGUAAUCAUUAAAUGAGAUAAUCAAAUAUUUGCGGUAUUUAGUGACAACAAUCCAAACAGCAAAACGAAUUUGAACAUUUACCAUAACCUAACAACUGGAAAAACAUUUGUUAAACCAAAAUGUAUGGUGCACUGCCUUCAUUAAUGAUCUUAAUGGAAAACAGACUAUUUAAAAGAAAUUGAUCUUAUUAUAAUCGGAACAGAAGUGCAAUUACCGUAUGGAAAUAUCUAAUAUAUGCACGUGAUAGUACUGACAAACCGAUUUAUCAAUUCCCAAACAAAUAGAAUAAUGGUACGAGAUAGAACCUUAUAUACAUAUGUUAUAUAGAAAAACAGAAAUAAAAUAUAAUUAGUA
Messenger RNA from Teleopsis dalmanni, 2088 nucleotides. RefSeq lists its product as uncharacterized. The record is from RefSeq and is a predicted model, not a curated record. The coding region runs from base 368 to 1327 and encodes 319 amino acids. The transcript has 2 exons. NCBI's taxonomy places the organism in Eukaryota, Metazoa, Arthropoda, Insecta, Diptera, Diopsidae. Gene Ontology annotation, biological process: cellular response to hydrogen peroxide.